Messenger RNA from Sinocyclocheilus rhinocerous, 3400 nucleotides. Its product is annotated as 1,4-alpha-glucan-branching enzyme-like. Gene Ontology annotation, cellular component: cytoplasm. NCBI's taxonomy places the organism in Eukaryota, Metazoa, Chordata, Actinopteri, Cypriniformes, Cyprinidae. The transcript has 16 exons. The record is from RefSeq and is a predicted model, not a curated record. The coding region runs from base 87 to 2156 and encodes 689 amino acids. Gene Ontology annotation, biological process: glycogen biosynthetic process. Gene Ontology annotation, molecular function: hydrolase activity, hydrolyzing O-glycosyl compounds; 1,4-alpha-glucan branching enzyme activity; cation binding.
ACACAAACCGCUGCUCAUUGCUCCCCAGUGAAAGCGGCAUUUUAAUCGAGGGAGUCGGUGCUCGAUUGCUCUGGUCUGACGCGAAUAUGGCAGAAUCGGAGUAUAAUGUUUCAGUUCCUCGCUUGAGGUCCCUUCUACAAAUGGAUCCUUACCUCAAAACCUUUGAAAAGGACUUCCAGAGGAGGUAUGGGCUGUUUGAGAAGCAGCUCACACUCCUUGAGGAGGCCGAAGGAGGCUUUGAUCAGUUCACACGCAGCUAUAAGAGUUACGGAGUACAGCGGAUGCCAGACAACAGCCUCGUCUUUAAGGAGUGGGCCCCAGCCGCCGAGGCUCUGUUCCUCACUGGAGACUUCAAUGGCUGGGAUAAUUUUUCACAUCCCUACAGUAAAAAAGACUUUGGGAAAUGGGAGCUGCACAUACCCCCAAAAGAGGACAAGACACCUGCUGUCGCUCAUAACUCCAAGCUGAAGGUGGUUGUUCACACCAGAGCAGGUGAGCGGCUGUACCGAAUCUCACCUUGGGCAAAGUAUGUGACCAGACAUGAGAAGUCCGUCAUCUAUGAUUGGGUACAUUGGGACCCUCCUCAACCUUACGUUCACAAGCACCCUCGUCCACAGAAGCCCAGGAGCUUACGGAUAUACGAGUCCCACGUUGGCAUUGCUUCUCCGGAGGGCAAAGUGGCAUCCUACAGCAACUUUACACACAACGUGCUGCCUAGGAUCAAAGAUCUUGGUUAUAACUGUAUUCAGCUGAUGGCGAUCAUGGAGCAUGCAUACUAUGCUAGCUUCGGUUACCAGGUCACCAGUUUCUUCGCAGCAUCAAGUCGUUACGGCACCCCAGAGGAACUCAAGGAGCUGAUUGACGUGGCUCACUCUCUGGGUAUUAUCGUCCUGCUCGAUGUGGUGCACAGCCACGCAUCCAAGAACACAGAGGACGGGCUGAACCGCUUUGACGGCUCUGACUCCUGUUUCUUCCACAGCGGGCCCCGUGGAGAACACAGCCUCUGGGACAGCAGACUCUUCAACUACUCUGGCUGGGAGGUGUUGCGAUUUCUCCUGUCAAACCUGCGCUGGUGGAUGGAGGAGUACAGAUUUGAUGGAUUCAGGUUUGAUGGAGUGACGUCUAUGCUCUACCAUCAUCACGGGAUCGGAUCAGGAUUUUCCGGGGAUUAUACUGAAUACUUUGGUCUCCAUGUAGAUGAGGACUCUCUUGUCUACCUCAUGUUGGCAAACCAUAUUUUGCACACCCUCUAUCAGGACUGCAUCACUAUUGCAGAGGAUGUGUCCGGUAUGCCCACCCUUUGCCGUCCAGUCCAAGAAGGAGGUCUGGGUUUCGACUAUCGCCUGGCCAUGGCUAUUCCCGACAAAUGGAUUCAAAUCCUUAAGGAGUUCAAGGAUGAAGACUGGAACAUGGGAAACAUCGUGUACACAAUGACCAACAGGCGAUACGGCGAAAAAUGCAUCGCUUACGCCGAAAGCCACGACCAGGCCCUGGUGGGAGACAAAACACUGGCCUUCUGGCUGAUGGACAAGGAUAUGUACACCAACAUGAGCGCUUUGAUUCCCAUGAACUCCGUUAUUGAUCGGGGCAUCCAGCUCCACAAGAUGAUCCGACUGCUUACCCACGGCCUGGGAGGAGAGGGCUACCUAAACUUCAUGGGCAAUGAGUUUGGCCAUCCGGAAUGGCUGGAUUUUCCCCGAGUCGGCAACAAUGAGAGUUAUCAUUACGCCCGCCGGCAGUUCAACCUCGUAGACUUGGAUCACCUGCGUUACCGGCAGCUGUACGCUUUCGACCGAGACAUGAACCGCACGGAGGACAAGUAUGGCUGGCUGGCUGCUCCCCCGGCUUACAUCAGCGCCAAACACGAGGGAGACAAGGUGAUCGUCUUCGAGAGGGCCAACGUCAUCUUCAUCUUCAACUUCCACGCAACCAACAGCUACAGCAACUACAGAGUGGCAGUGGGGCCGCCGGGGAAAUAUAAGAUCAAACUGGACUCGGAUGAAAUCCAGUAUGGAGGUCAUGGCAGACUGGACCACAACACUGAGUUCUUCACUGAACCAAUGGAAUUCAACAAUCUGCCCAACUCUAUAUUGGUUUACAUUCCCUGCAGAACCGCUAUUGUUCUGGCCAACGAGGAAAUCGAUUACUGCUACUGAAACACAAUCAGCGAUUCAUCGCCAGAUGGAAACCCAGCACACUUCUGUGACUCAACCUACCUCCAUUCACAGCGUGUUUGCCAUCAUCCUUUAGAAAGCCCACGUUUUCCCGAGAAUUGAGUACAAGAUGUUAUGAAUACCUUCUAUCCCAUUUCUGUUCGAGUCAUUUUUUCUCUCAUUGUUCACAGAUUAUUGAUUAUCAAGAAUUAGUUUCUCAAUAUCCCACUGCCCAACUGAGCUAAAGUCUGAUUGUCAAACCCUGUUAUGUUAAAAUUCAAACAAAACUUCAUUCAAAUGGUUAGAUCAUUGCCAGAUCUUAAUUACUACUGAAAUUGCUAUUCAACUGUGAAUAAUGUUAAAGUAAAUAAUCACUUGGAUUGUGGUCAGCACUGUAUUUAUAAUACUGUAAUUGUGAAAAGUAAAUAUAAUUACUUUACAUAAGUUUGAUUUGUCUGCUAUUUAAUUUGACACAAGCACUUUUUGACAUUCUGUGUCAGUGAUUUAAGUUCUGUAUAAAUAUGUAUGUGCACCAAGUAUUAAUUCAUCAAUUCAAGUUCAAACAAAUAAAAAAAUUGUUUGAGAACGACGUAUUGAUUACAUGUCAGUUCAGUGCUAAGCUCUUGAAUUAUAUAGUUUUUAAUACAUGAACUCUGUGCAAAGUCAUAAAAUCGAAGUUAUAUUUUUUCUGACAGGCUGUUAUUUUGGUGCCUUUAAAACUUUUCAGUCAUAACCAGGUUUUGAUGAAUAUUAAUUUGACUAAAUUAGAUUUUUUUUUUGUAUUCAUUUAUAAUAUACAAUCUGAGAUAAUAUAGCUUGUGCUAAUAAUAAAUAUGAAUUCAUUUUCAGACAGUCGUGUAGCUCAGAGAAUGUGCUAACUCACUGCCCGACAUGCAUGUAAACAUCUUUUAUAAUAUAUUUUCUUUUUUUUCUCUUCAAUGACAACAGCUUUUUGUAGCCCUGAUCGAGAUCCAGAAGUAAGUCUGUUUGAAAAUUUAUGAAAAUUAUUAUUGUAAUCUUAAAGCUGCUCUCCUCAAGGUGUCAUUGGACAUCUUCUUGUUUUGUGGUUCUGGUUUGAAGAAAUCAAAAUUUGCCCUCAGUGAAUUUGAUGCUCUCAUAGAUGUACAGUAGUUGGUAGCAUAGGGCAUGUCAAAACUUCUCCAGGGCCCCAAACCACCCUCGGACCCCAGAGGGUUAAACACUGUGCCAUUUGUGGGUGAAAGCCAUACUAAACUGAAAUAAAGCAC